AUGGCCAUGGAAACCACCAAGCUGAGCUCGAUCACCGUCGCCGUACGCGUCCGUCCGUUCACUGCUCAGGAGCUGGCGAUGCUUAUCGAGCCUGACGAUGACAUGGCGUUGUUUUCCUCCGGGUCAUUUUCACAGAAACCAGUCAAUCAAGCCACUACUUCUACGUCAAGAAGAUCGGGCCAGAUCCGCCAGAUCUUGGACGUCGUCGACGAUAAGAUGCUUAUUUUCGAUCCUCCCGAUACCAACCCGCUAAAUGUGAUUCAGAAACAGGCGUUUGGUGUCCAGGGGCUGAACUCUCGUAUACGAGAACACCGGUUUGUGUUUGAUCGAUUAUUUGAUCAAAACACCACUCAGGAAGAAGUGUACCGCGGGACAACUCAACCACUUCUCGACCUGAUCUUGGACGGGUAUAAUGCUACUGUGUUUGCUUAUGGGGCUACCGGCUGUGGCAAGACUCAUACCAUAAGUGGUCUGCCUCAAGACCCCGGGGUGAUCUUCUUGACGAUGCAGGAGCUUUACCAGCGCAUUGAAUCGCUUAAAGAUACCAAAGUGUUUGAAGUGACUCUCUCAUUUCUCGAGAUCUAUAACGAGACCAUCUGUGACCUUUUGAACCCCACCACCAGCCCGAAGAAAUUAGUGCUUCGCGAAGACGCCACCAAUAAGAUUAGCGUCACCAAUCUUAGUGCUCACGUGCCGCAAAAUGUCGAUGACGUGAUGAAGUUGAUCAUGGUGGGUAACGGUAAUCGUACAACACUGCCCACCGACGCCAAUGCCACCCUGAGCCGGUCUCAUGCGGUGUUGCAAAUCAAUGUCGUCCAACGCGACCGUACUGCCGACGUCAGCCAGGAACACACUUUUGCCACGCUUCUGAUCAUUGACUUAGCGGGUCUGGAACGCGCUGCUGCCACUAAGAAUCGGGGUGCUCGUCUCACUGAGGGUGCCAAUAUUAACCGCCUGCUCUUGGCUCUAGGCAAUUGCAUCAAUGCUCUUUGCGACCCUCGUCGGCGUUACCACGUCCCCUACCGUGACCUGAAACUUACUCGUCUUCUUAAAUUUCUGUUGGGAGGCAAUUGCAAGACGGUGAUGAUUGUGUGUGUACUGCCACUGAGCCAGCACUACGACGAGACGCUUAACACGCUUAAGUAUGCUGAUCGAGCUAAGGAAAUUAAGACCAAGCUCCAUCGCAACCGUCACAAUUUGGACCGCCACGUUGGACUGUACCUUAAGAUGAUUACAGAACAAAAAGCAGAAAUUGACGAGCUCCGCGCUCGUGAACACGAGGUGGUGAUGGCAGCGGUGGCUAAGCUGUCGCAACAACAAGCACAGGCAUUACUGGCCGUCACCGAAGCCAUCGAAAGCCUCGGUCGGUCAGUGGACGGUCUCGUCGCCGAUAAGUGGAAAAAGUACUACUUAUUGGCGAAACGCAAGCUCAUUAUUUUACAGAAAGUGAACGUUGACUCGCUUAUCGUGGCUAUCCUAAAUCACGCCGAUGCUGACGUGUUUGCCCCGCGCGUACUCCCUCUUUGUGAGAAGAUCUUACAAAAGAUGGAGGCGCAAAUCACUGAUCUUGAACACCAGUAUUCCGCCCGCACUGAGAUCGACCACCUACUUGAAAACCAAGUGCGUCACAUCCUCAGUCGCCUCGAGGAGCAUGAAGGGUGGAACGCCGGCGCUCGCCAAGUGUUUGAUAAGCUUGUGGCCCAGCUUAAGGAUGCCGUCGAACGCGACAUCCUCAUCAAUCUGCUGAUACUAUUCGACCAUCUCGUGUACCAGUUGUACGACUACAACUACCUCCCCAACCAAUUAGUGGAGGCAAUCAUCACUAACCGAGACGGUGACGUCAGCGGCCUCGUCGCUGCCCUCGAGCUGUUUGACAAUGGCGACUACGACACCGCCAUUGAACGGUACACCGCUGAGUACAUGCAGCAACGACUUGACAUUGGUGGCGACGACGACGACGACAACAAUGAUGAGGUCCUUCGGCCUCCGAAACGGGUGGUACGAGUGGAAAUGGAAGGACUGCCAAAACGGACAAAAUUCGCCGGUCAACCACUGUCAGCGACUCACGGGCUUACUGGGCCCCCGGAGCUGGAGAGCGAUACCAGUUUUGACGACCUGAUGACGUCUCAUGAUGACGUCACCUUGGGUUUUCCCCCGAGCCUAGAUCUGCCCCCCUCAGCCAAAACUGAGGCCCCAAAACGACUCGCCGUCGACAAGUCGGCGUUGCUUGACAAACGCGCAAGCCUUAAACUAGCCUACUGA
This is a messenger RNA of Diutina rugosa, 2262 nucleotides long. RefSeq names its product tubulin-dependent ATPase (gene KIP3). Lineage: Eukaryota; Fungi; Ascomycota; Pichiomycetes; Serinales; Debaryomycetaceae. Gene Ontology annotation, biological process: microtubule-based movement. Gene Ontology annotation, molecular function: ATP binding; microtubule motor activity; microtubule binding. The transcript has a single exon. Bases 1 to 2262 code for a protein of 753 amino acids. The record is from RefSeq and is a predicted model, not a curated record.